CCUGACAAUUGUUGUAUAUCCAUCUACCCAUCCAGUCGGUUUUACAGCGGCCACUUUCCGUUUGUUUCUCUCGAUUGAAAGGAACUGAAAACACACCGAGACUUUAAAACCAGAAUACUGAACCAUGAUUUUUGUGUACAUUUGUAGUCCCAGCCAAAUGGGUUUAUACUGAUAUUAUUACAAGCAAUUCAAAAUGCCAAACUCCUCCCCUCCACAAAAUUUUGACCAAAAGUUCCUGGUAAAAGAGAAAACAUCCGCUUCUCACCUACUGUCUUUUUUGGGGUUAAACUUCUACCCUGAACAUUUGGUUUUUACCCUGACAAAUACAGUCAAAACAAAGAGGGGUUAAUAAUGAUCCAAGAAAAGUUCCUUGGUUACUGAAAACUGGAGUAGUUUUCUACACACCAAUGCCUACAUACAUGCAAGAAAGCAGCUUUUGAAAACCUGUCCAUCGUGGGGUUGGUUUACCCAAACAUGGUUUAUGGUUUUUUUGCCCAGCAGUUUUCAGAGUGUAGGUCCACCUUUUACUGCCAUAGAUUCAUUAUAUUUACAAUAAAACAGUAAACAACUGCUGUUCAGGUUAACAUGGGUACUCUCCCAAAGAUUGUUAAGGGGGGGGGGAAUUACAAUUAGUAGGCGAGUGGCUGAGUCGAAGAGGAUCCAUGAGUGUGAACUCUCCUCAAUGUUUACAUAGAGGAAGGAUGGCCAUCAUCAGGUUGCUAGACGACCUGUGCAGCAACAGGAAACAGGAUGUUUAAAUAGACACUGGUUGCUUUUUUUUUAACAUUACAGAAGAUCCUAUCUACUAAUGUGACAAACUUCUCGCCAAAUGCUGAGGCGCUUUGUUUGUGAAAGCUAAGCGUUUAGAUAGAGCUGCCACUCCAAAAAAGUCUGUGGGAUUGCCCUGCGCGUUUCUUUUCUUUUCUUUCUUCUCUUUCUACCGUAUCUAAAUAUAAGACGGUGACAAAUAGUGCAAAUAGCCUACAGUAGCAACCCAACUGUGAUGUGGGGGUGGCGCGGCUCUAUCUCCAAAAGUCUCCUCUGUUGGAUCCGGAGUGCGUCAAGAGAAGGUCGCAGAGCGCCUCAGCUGCCGCGCGCGGCCGACUGUCCCCCUUUCAUCUCGUUACCAUGAAGCGACAAAACGCCAGGACGCUCGCCCUCAUCGUCAGCAUCCUCACCUACCUGGUGGUCGGGGCGGCCGUCUUCGAGACCCUGGAGUCCAAGCAGGAGAAAAGUCACAAGAGGAGGCUGGACGCCAGGAAGUACGAACUCAUGCGCAAAUUUAACUUGACCAAAGCGAACUUCGAGGAGCUCGAGCUCGUCGUGUUGCAGCUCAAGCCUCACAAAGCCGGAGUCCAGUGGAAGUUCGCGGGCUCCUUUUACUUCGCCAUCACUGUGAUCACGACCAUAGGUUACGGCCAUGCAGCGCCCAGCACCGACUCAGGGAAGGUGUUCUGCAUGUUCUAUGCCCUGCUUGGGAUCCCGCUCACCCUUGUAAUGUUCCAGAGCCUGGGAGAGCGCAUCAACACGUUCGUCAGAUACCUGCUGCAUCAAGCCAAAAAGUGCCUGGGAAUGCGUCAGACCGAGGUCUCCAUGGCGAACAUGGUGACGGUCGGCUUCUUCUCCUGCUUGAGCACUCUGUGUGUGGGCGGCGCGGCGUUCUCCCACUGCGAGGGAUGGAGUUUCCUGCACGCCUUCUACUACUGCUUCAUCACGCUCACCACCAUCGGUUUUGGAGAUUACGUGGCCCUGCAGAGGGACGACGCGCUGCAGAACGACCCGCGCUACGUGGCUUUCUGCUUCGUCUACAUCCUCAUGGGCCUGACGGUGAUCGGGGCGUUCCUGAAUCUCGUCGUGCUUCGCUUCCUGACCAUGAACACAGAGGACGAGCGGCGGGACGCCAAGCAGAAGGCCUUGAUGACCGUGGGCAAGCCCCGAGGGGAGGUGGCUCGUCUUCUACCGCUCUCGACCUCAACCUCGUCCACCGUCGUAGCCAACAACGCCGCAAAGGCUAAAGAUUUAAAAGGUGCUUACACCGAGGUGUUGCAUUUCCAAACAAUAUGCUCCUGCUUGUGGUACAGAAGCAAAGAGAAGCUGCAGGGCUCCAUACCCACCAUGAUCCCUCAGGAGAUGACUUUCUCGGAUGCCUACUUGCAGCAGAACAGUAACUGUCCUCACUACAUGGAUCCUGGAUCGACAGGCUGUGUGUGCAGUCCACGUCAAUGCACCAGCAUAAGCUCCAUAACAACAGGCCUACACAUUCUGUCUCCAUUCAAUCUGUUUAAAAGACGCAGCUCCGUUUAGCCUUUCACAGCAACUGAUGACAACACUUAACUGCAACUAGAUGUACGUGGUGCUACAAUCCUGGUAUUCCAAGAGUAUAAUGCGCAAAAAAAAA
Xiphophorus hellerii (green swordtail) is the source of this 2398-nucleotide messenger RNA. RefSeq names its product potassium channel, subfamily K, member 3b (gene kcnk3b). Gene Ontology annotation, molecular function: outward rectifier potassium channel activity; potassium ion leak channel activity; open rectifier potassium channel activity. Gene Ontology annotation, cellular component: plasma membrane. The transcript has 2 exons. Gene Ontology annotation, biological process: stabilization of membrane potential; potassium ion transmembrane transport. NCBI's taxonomy places the organism in Eukaryota, Metazoa, Chordata, Actinopteri, Cyprinodontiformes, Poeciliidae. The coding region runs from base 1129 to 2304 and encodes 391 amino acids. The record is from RefSeq and is a predicted model, not a curated record.